ACGUAUGAUCAGAGUCCUACUAAAAGAAAAUCCAACAGGGAAAACCUGCGGCUUUUGUGAGCGACCUGACGCCUAAAUCCAGAAAGUUUUAAAGUUGACUUGAUCUGUUUGUAAGAGCCCAUCAGCUCAGAAGACAGGAGGCUGCUAUGUCUGCCGAUCAGAAAGAGGCAAUGAAUAUAUAUAGUGUAACGCUCAACGGACCUGCUCCCUGGGGUUUUCGGCUUCAGGGAGGCAAGGACUUCAACAUGCCCCUGACCGUGUCCAGGCUGACCCCAGGUGGUAAGGCGGCCCAUGCCGGAGUGGGUGUUGGGGAUUGGUUGGUGUCCAUCUCUGAUGCCAACGCAGAGGAGAUGACCCAUGUGGAGGCACAGAACAAGAUCAGAGCUGCAAGCGACUCCCUCGCUCUCACUUUGAGCAGAGCUUUUAAUCCUGCUGGAGGAGAGCAGAAGAUGGAAGUUCUUGACAAAGGAGAAGUCUUCUGUGAGGAGUUGUACCCUGAGGGGAAGCACGGUCUGCGGGUGGAAAGCAUGCCCUGCUUCAUCCCCAACGAUCGCAGUAAGAAGAGACUGAUCCAGGAUACGGAGGAUUGGCAGCCACGCACCGGCACCACCCAGUCUCGCUCUUUCCGAAUCCUGGCCCAGCUCACAGGCACUGACUUCAUGCAGGACCCGGAUGAUGAGAACAUGAAAAGGUCCAGUCACGGAGUAACUCCCAGUCCUGCCAAGUCCAAGCCAGCAGACAAACCUGAUGAAGUUGAAGCGCCAGUUGAAGCACCAACGAAAUCUGGUCCAGCCUGCCGGCCGCCAUGGGUGACGGAUCCCGGUUUCGCAGACCGUUACCAUCCAGACAAGACCAGCACAGUGGUCACACAGCACCAAAAGCCGGUCCAACCCACUCCCAUGCAGAACCGCAGCUCUAUCAUGCAGGCAGCACAGCAGAACCCCGCCGACUCCAGCGGCCGCACACCGCUCUGCGCCGCAUGCAACAAGAUCAUUAGGGGACGAUAUGUGGUGGCGCUUGGUCGUUCCUGGCACCCAGAGGAGUUCACGUGCUGUCAGUGUAAAAGGGUACUCGAUGAGGGGGGCUUCUUUGAGGAAAAAGGAUCCAUUUACUGCACCAAGUGCUAUGACAACCGUUACUCACCCAACUGUGUCAAAUGCAAGAAGAAGAUAACUGGGGAAAUCAUGCACGCCCUGAAGAUGACCUACCACGUACAAUGCUUCCUGUGUGCUGCCUGCAAAAUGCCCAUCAGGAACCAGGCCUUCUACAUGGAGGAGGGAGAGCCCUACUGCGAGAGAGACUAUGAAAAGAUGUUUGGUACCAAAUGCCAUGGCUGUGACUUCAAGAUUGAUGCAGGAGACCGUUUCCUUGAGGCACUGGGCUACAGCUGGCAUGACACUUGCUUUGUCUGUGCCAUCUGUCAAAUCAAUCUGGAGGGGAAGACAUUCUAUUCAAAGAAGGACAAGCCACUAUGUAAAAGUCACGCUUUCUCUCCGGUGUGAGACUCCACAAUUCGUCAAGGAGGGGCCGGACCGGAGACUGGGGGGUCUAUAGCUAUGCCAAACAAGACCAAGUACUUUACUUGAAGCCUGUAACAUAUGGCUGACUGACAGAGUGAUGGAUAUAGUAGCUCCGCUGGCUUUCACCGGCUGUUAUAGCAGCUUCGAUCAGCAUUUACUAAGUAUGUGUCAUUCAGCAAAGCACAGACCUGAAUUUUUGGUAGCUUGCUACAGUAAGCCGACAGACUGGCCUCAGUUUUGCUGUGUUACGAUGCCAGUCAUUCAACUUGAAACAGCUUGUGAACUGUUUCAACCACCAAUGCCAGAUUUCGGAAUGGAUAACAAAGUAUUUGGAUGAAGUAUUUUAGCUGUCCCUCCUCAUCCCACUCCACCUCCAAAACUACACCUGCAGUAUUUGUCAAUCCAAAGAAGACAGCACGCUCUUACACUGCUCACUUUGAUUUCACUUUUCAGACAUUCGUCAGUUUGGCAUCUGAGUGAAUCUCACAAAACAUGUCAACAUUGCACCACAUUUUAUAUUGCAUAAAAAAUAUGGCUUAACCAUAUGUAAGAAUAUGAUUUUUUUCCCUGACAGCUGAGCACAUUUUCCCUCCAAAUGCAAUUCAAAUAACUCUAAUGCAAAAAUAAAUAAAAGUAUUUCUAUGUCGUAAUAGUAUUUGUUGUACCACUUGUAUGCUGAUUUUAAUGAAGAAAAAUGAUUAUAAAAUAAAUAAAUAAAAAUAUUAUAAAAAUAUAGUAAAAUAUCACCAAAAAAUAAAACGAUUAGCAUUAAAAUAUUGUCACACACAAAAAUUGUAUUGUAAAAUGUAAAAAAUUUUGUGAGAUUUGCUCCUUAUCUGCACUCUGAUGCAUAUUUAUCAUUCAAAAUUCUAUCCAAUCUUGUCACAAAUAAGGACAAAGCAUUCCCCAUGUAAUGAGUGAAGCAAUCUAGUUGUAUUCCUAUCCAUACAAUCCUUUUUGUAGGCCAAAGCAUUGAGCAUGUGAUCUACUCAGACAGGAUCUUAAAGUGGCCCCUCAAUCCUCUAGAUGCUGUGCAGCCUACUUUUUUGCUCUGCCUGAUUUGCUGUGCCAGGGUACUUAAGGUAAUGGCAAACCACAGAGGAAUAAAACGCCCCUGGCAGCUACACCGAAAUACAUUAGCACUGAUUGCAUGCCUUUCAUCCUGACCCAAGCAAUGGUCUCUUCAUGGCUUCAAUACUAAAUACGCCACAUUCAUCUGUUCUAAUCAGACAGGUAGUUCUAAUUAAUGAAAGGCCUGUGAUACCAUAAAAAUGCUCUGCGUUAGUGCAAAUGGAUCCUGCAAUAUUAUAUGGCCAAAUUUACUUCGAGCCUGUUCGUGUUGUUCUUAUAUGCUGUGUUAUUUAAAGCUUUGUGGCCUUUUUGGUGGAUUCUGCAAGCUAGUGAGCAAAGCACAUGUGUGCCAAAGGUUUUGAGCAAUCCUGUUUAUGGAUAUCACUCAUAUAUGCAUAAUCUUAUGGCAUUUCCAAACAUACUGGCUCUUCUUCAGAGACUACAUACAGUACCAGAUGCUUCCCAGAACAUCAUUCCCUUAUCUCCUGCACUCUAAUCGGAAGAAAUGCAACACUCCAAUAUCCUGCUCUUAGAAAGCUAUAUAUAUAUAUGAGACAGCAGCUCAAUUUUUUUUUUUUAUAUUUUUGUAUUGACGACGUGUUACGUAUCAACUAUCAAGUGCCUUUUUUUAAAGCUUCGCAGACUUUAACUAUUGUGUGUGUCACUCAGAACGAUAAACUGCUGUAUUUCUGUGCAUAUUAUAGAGAGAUUUUCUAUGUCGGAUGACGCAAAUCAUUUAGAAAGAAAUUGUGCUAGAGACAUUUAGUCAAUAAAUCACCUGCAGUCA
Carassius gibelio (silver crucian carp) is the source of this 3378-nucleotide messenger RNA. Its product is annotated as PDZ and LIM domain protein 7. Gene Ontology annotation, biological process: muscle structure development; heart development; actin cytoskeleton organization. The transcript is spliced from 14 exons. Gene Ontology annotation, molecular function: actin binding; muscle alpha-actinin binding. The coding region runs from base 147 to 1502 and encodes 451 amino acids. Gene Ontology annotation, cellular component: stress fiber; Z disc; filamentous actin. The record is from RefSeq and is a predicted model, not a curated record. NCBI's taxonomy places the organism in Eukaryota, Metazoa, Chordata, Actinopteri, Cypriniformes, Cyprinidae.